This is a messenger RNA of Triticum turgidum subsp. durum (durum wheat), 486 nucleotides long. NCBI's taxonomy places the organism in Eukaryota, Viridiplantae, Streptophyta, Magnoliopsida, Poales, Poaceae. The record is from the annotation of a GenBank genome assembly.
AUGCAGAUCUUUGUGAAGACCCUCACCGGCAAGACCAUCACACUUGAGGUAGAGUCCUCUGACACGAUCUUCGCUGGCAAGCAGCUUGAAGAUGACCGCACCCUAGCUGAUUAUAACAUCCAGAAGGAGUCGACCCUCCACCUGGUGCUCCGCCUCCGUGGUGGCAUGCAGAUCUUCGUCAAGACCCUUACUGGCAAGACCAUCACCCUGGAGGUGGAAUCUUCGGACACCAUUGACAACGUGAAGGCGAAGAUCCAAGACAAAGAGGGCAUCCCCCCGGACCAGCAGCGCCUCAUCUUUGCCGGCAAGCAGCUGGAAGAUGGCCGUACCCUAGCUGAUUAUAACAUCCAGAAGGAGUCGACCCUCCAUCUGGUGCUCCGCCUCCGUGGUGGCAUGCAGAUCUUCGUCAAGACCCUUACUGGCAAGACCAUCACCCUGGAGGUGGAAUCUUCGGACACCAUUGACAAUGUGAAGGCGAAGAUCUAG